AUCUCAAUUUCAAAGCAAACAUCCCAUUUGUAUUGUCAAGUGCUCGAGGGUCUGCAGCAUGUGCUGUUAAUGCAGAUACACAUCAUCUCUUAACUCCUGCUGGGAAUUAAUCUAUCCGUCUUCCUUCUCUCCUUCCAGUUGACCAAAGUAUGUUUGAGAACUCCGUUGCCCAGCAGCAGAGUCCUCAGACGUCCAGGCCCGGCCCCCCCUCGGCCCGCCGCCCCCCAGCAUCAGCUAGCCACAACCUGGGGUCCAGCUCUGUCGACUCUCCUUCCUCCGGAGGACAGCAGAGGCUUAAGAAUGCCAUUAACCUGGGCAAGGCUGUCGGGGCAAAGGUCAAUGACUUGUUAAGAAGAAAGGAGUCCAGCCACCUAGGGGACAUUGGGGUCACAGAGGUCAACAAGAACGUUGAUGUGGUGUGGAGCUGUAUGGAGCAACUCAAUCAGACCACUGCAAACAGUCACAUCUCUUCCUUCGACUCCUUCCCCCGGCUGGACCCACCACCCCCGACGGGGAAGAAGCGUCUGCCCCGGGCUCUGAAGACCCAGGACAUGAUGAUCUCCUCUGACCCCGUGGUCUCCUCCCCGGACCCCGCUGACUCUUCCUCCUUCCUCUCCUCUCCCGAGAAGUCGCCCCUCAUCGGCCCAGAGGAGCCGAGGAGCAGUGAGGAGCAAAAGGAGGACGAGGGGUCAGAGGAGACCCCCCUGGGCCCCGCAGAGAAGAAUGCUGAUCGCUGGGAGAAGACGGGGAGCAACGGAAAAGUCCAUGGAGUCACAGGUGGAGGAGAAAACGAGGUGGAGAACGGGAGCAGUGACGGAGGCGAGGAGGAACAUCAGCCCCAGCUCUCUGUGCCGGACCUCAUCAACAAAGACCCCCCGAUGGUGGAGCCCAGAGCCAAGCCCUGCGACGUCUGGCAGAAAGCGUCGGGGCCCGAGUCCCGUCUGGCCUCCACCCCUACGGGGAAGACCUCCUGCCGCAUCAGCCUGGGCGAAGACAUCCUGCUGGGGAACGGCGCCCCCUGCAGUAAAGGGGCUGAAGACCUGGAGCCCCACCCAGACCUGCUGUCGUUUGAGUAACAAGCCAGAUUCCAGAUCAGUACGUCUCAAAAAGUUUCUGCUCUUCAUUCCAACUAAAGAGGUAAUUCAAACGGACUGAUGGAGUACUGAUCAAACAUUCACUGCCACUUUGAAAUACUUCCUGCUCCAGGGUUUGCUUUAGGGAAAGGGAACACUUCCAGGAAUCAGGACAUGGCCCGGAUCUUUAGGAACUUUUUACCAAGACACUGCAAGCUUCAUGCAGAGGGAUUACAUCAUUUAACAUUUCAAACUAUAAAACACACAUAUAUUAAGGAUUCCUUUUUUCAUUUAGUGUUUUAACACUUCCAAAGUUUUAUAUCAUGUAACCUCUGCUUUAGUUAUGAAGAAAUAUCAGAUAAUGAAUUUAAUUGAAGAAAUGAAAUAUCCCUUUUAAUGGGCGGAAUAAGUAAAAACUACUCAAUUCUGACAAAGAUUAUUACUUUUAAAGAAUGUAUUAAGUUAAUAUAGUAUCAUGCCAUUCAUUUUAAAAGGGAUAUUUGCUUCAUAAUGGUCACACUGUAAGUCCAUAUCCUACAUAAGCUUCUACUAUGAAACCAAUUACAAUAUAUAUAAAGCAAUAUCUUUUACCUUCAAUAUAAAUAUAAGUUAUAGCAGAUUUUUCGUCAGUGUCAUUUCCAGCAUGAAAACUGAAUACACAAAGAGGGAAACAAGAUGGAGUGCGGACGUGUUAAAGAUGGAGAGGUUUGGGGGGGGGGGGGCUUCACUUUCAGUUCAUUCGGUACAAAAUGUCUUGCAGCAGUUUCUCAGAUUGUGUCAGGACUGGAAGACUUUUGACCCGUACUGUAGCUUCAUUCAUAUUAAGUAAUGUAUCCCCCUAUUGGUCCAGAAGGAGGUAUACAUAAUUCCCCUCCUACACUGGCCUCUGGCACAGAUUGUGAUCCUGAAAAUGACCUCUUUUUAUUUUUUAAAGUAAGAUUAUUGACCUGCAUCCCAAUCAAUAGGUCACCUCUGUUUUGAUUUAUUUAUAUUUAAGAAAUCUGGGAUAGUAAUUUUAAAAAGAAAAACAAGCAGGUAAAAUAAGAAACAGUGCCAAAACCAUGCUAGAUUUGUAAGAGUUAGGAUUUUUGAAAGGACAUGUAUUGCUCUUUGCUGGAUCUGGAUUAAACAGUGUUUCCUGGCAGCAGCAAACUGAGUUUCAGAACGGAGGAAACCAAUACUACAUUUAAAAGACUGUUGGUAUUAUGUGGUGCUGGCAUAUUGCAAUAACAAAUGAGGCAGCUUUGCCCUGGACCCCAGUCAAUAUGAACUAAUAUGUCCUGAGCAAAUAUUGGUAGAAACAAAAUUGAGCAAUUUGUGGGACCAGAUUGAGAGAAUUUAAAUGAGCGCAUCUCUGGUCCAAAAUGAGAAUGACUUUCAGGCUUCAUUACUGCUGACAUUUUUUUAUUUUAUGAACUGAAAGUAGAAUCUUAUUACACCCCGAAACCUGACAGAGUCUGGAUGAAAGGAUGUGCUGCUGAGAAGUUGUUUUCCAGCUAAAGAGCCCGAGAAGAUAAUGAGCUGUCAACAGAGAGAGAUGAAAGGUGUGCUUAAUCACAGAGUGACAGACCAAAGACAAAAGAAUUAGCGGCUCGAUCUUGUUUUGUCAGAUUGUUUUGAGUUGAAAGGAAGCAAUAAUUCAUGAGGAAUAUAUAAUCUUCUCCUUAAUGUUAUGGAAAAAUGUAAACCAAAGUCAGAGCGUUUCAAAUAUUUAAUAGCGAUUCAC
Trematomus bernacchii (emerald rockcod) is the source of this 2799-nucleotide messenger RNA. RefSeq lists its product as uncharacterized. The transcript is spliced from 3 exons. NCBI's taxonomy places the organism in Eukaryota, Metazoa, Chordata, Actinopteri, Perciformes, Nototheniidae. The record is from RefSeq and is a predicted model, not a curated record. The coding region runs from base 150 to 1076 and encodes 308 amino acids.